Molecule: messenger RNA, 489 nt
Organism: Pochonia chlamydosporia 170
Lineage: Eukaryota; Fungi; Ascomycota; Sordariomycetes; Hypocreales; Clavicipitaceae
Product: vacuolar ATP synthase
Exons: 5
Coding region: 1-489 (162 amino acids)
Biological process (GO): proton transmembrane transport
Cellular component (GO): proton-transporting V-type ATPase, V0 domain
Molecular function (GO): proton-transporting ATPase activity, rotational mechanism
Source: RefSeq, a predicted model, not a curated record
AUGGUCUCCGAGCUUUGCCCCGUUUACGCGCCCUUUUUCGGCGCCAUGGGUUGCACCUGUGCCAUUGUCUUCACCUGCCUGGGUGCUUCUUACGGUACCGCCAAGUCUGGUGUUGGUAUCGCCGCCAUGGGUGUCCUCCGCCCUGACCUUAUCGUGAAGAACAUUGUUCCCGUCAUUAUGGCUGGUAUCAUUGGUAUUUACGGUCUGGUCGUGUCCGUCCUUAUUUCCGACGGUCUGAAGCAGGAGCUCCCUCUGUACACUGGUUUCAUCCAGUUCGGUGCUGGUCUGGCUGUCGGCCUUGCCGGUCUUGCUGCCGGUUUCGCCAUCGGUAUCGUUGGUGACGCUGGUGUCCGAGGAACUGCCCAGCAACCCCGUCUCUUUGUCGGCAUGAUUUUGAUUCUCAUUUUCGCCGAAGUCCUGGGUCUGUAUGGUCUCAUUGUUGCUCUUCUCAUGAACUCUAAGGCUACCCAAGAUACUGUCUGCCAGUAG